AUGAAUCAAAUUAUUUCACUACAAUUAUCAGAACCAUUUUUCAUCAAAAAUUUUUUUACAUCAUUUCCUGUUGACACAUCAUUCAAUCGUCUCGAAUCAUUGGUAUUUAAUGAUCUUAAUAUAGAUCACGAUGUUUCUAUUCUUACUAGUUUAGUCCAUUUACCUCGACUGUUCUCUCUCAAAAUCUUUUGUUUCGAAUGUGAUGAACUAUUUAUUAUUUUUCAAUCAAUAUUUCGUCUACCUGUUUUACGAUAUGCCAAAAUUUUGUGUGCAAAAUGGAGUACUUUAGUUCCGUUUCCUCCAGCUCCGAGCGACAAUCAACGAAGUAUGACUCUUGAGUAUCUCGCCUUUGCUGGUCCACCUCAUCUUACAAGUAUUUACAAUCUCCUAUCGUAUACACCUCGACUUCGUCGUUUGUCAUUUGGGAAUAUAUUGUGCAGUAGAUACAUACCACUAGAACAAUUUAUACUGCCAUGCAAUCUAACUAGUAUUUCUCUAUGCCAUUGGCAUUUAACAUUUAAUGAAUUCGCAUCAUUCAUUGCAAUCGUUGGUUCUGAACUCGAAUUCUUACGCAUUUCAAUUAUUCAUGAAACUGCCCUAUCAAAUGCUUAUCAGUGGCAACAAUUAAUUGUACAUCAUAUGCCACGUUUGCGUACGUUUCUAUUUGAUUACCAUGGGCGAUUAAUUAAAGAUGCUGAUGGAAAUAGUCGCUGUCAAACAUUACUUGAUGAAUUCUCUUCACCAUUUUGGAUCGAACGACAAUGGGUUUUUGCCCAUAGCCAUUAUCAUAAUUCUCAAGAGGUAUAUGCAGCAUUCUAUUCAACUCAAAUGCACCGGCGAUACUGCUGUCGAAUUGAUGAAUCUUUAGAUAAGAGCAUAUGUUCGUACCAAGAUCCAGUCUUCAAUUUAUCUUUUGGACCACGCAUUAGUAUGAAAAAUCAAAAUAUCGUUGCCAAUUUUCAUUUUCAAUUUCCUCGUGUAACUGAAUUAGAAUUCAGAGAUAAUUAUUAUACGAUCAAUAUUUAUUCAUUCAUCGAUAAUCUAAGUCAUAUUGUAAUUUUGACAAAUAUUACUUAUUUAGAGAUUUCAUUUAAUAAUCAAUUGUUGAACAAUUUUGUUAAACUUCUUAAUCGUAUGCCUAAUGUUCAAAAGUUGAUUCUUGACGUACGAUCAUCAUUUAAAAUGGAAGUAUCUUCAGAUCAACAAACUAAUACAGUGGACUUGGUAUGCAAUAACAAUGUGCGAAAUGUAGAAAUAAUUGGUGGACUUCCACUUACCACUGUUCGACUAAUCAAUAAGCUUUUUCCUCGAAUGGAACGUCUUGAAAUUCAGAACAGAGGGGAUGCUCUCAUAUCAUUUGUACGAACUUUGUUGUCAAACAGAAUUGACAACAGUCAUCUUUUUUCAUUAGUGUUUGAUGGUGAUGAUGUAAUGAUCAAACAAUUGAAGACAAUGAUCGAUAAUGAAAAAUUACUUGAUAAUUAUGAUAUAGAACGUCGACAGUUCGAAUUGUGCUUAUGGUGGUAA
Adineta steineri is the source of this 1527-nucleotide messenger RNA. The record is from the annotation of a GenBank genome assembly. NCBI's taxonomy places the organism in Eukaryota, Metazoa, Rotifera, Eurotatoria, Adinetida, Adinetidae.